Alternaria metachromatica is the source of this 816-nucleotide messenger RNA. RefSeq lists its product as uncharacterized. NCBI's taxonomy places the organism in Eukaryota, Fungi, Ascomycota, Dothideomycetes, Pleosporales, Pleosporaceae. The transcript has a single exon. The record is from RefSeq and is a predicted model, not a curated record. The coding region runs from base 1 to 816 and encodes 271 amino acids.
AUGGAUCCAUUCUUAACAACACCUACCGGCAAUCCGGCCCCCGCGCCUACCAUGUCGACCGCUUCAACAAAGUCGGAGGAGUACAUACCCAACUUUUCCGAGCUCCCGGACCUCCACACAGUCAUCUUAGCGGAAGACAAAUAUGGUUACUUAUUCCAUGAUUAUAAGAACCCGUUAACAUGGGCACGGGCCAAUGAUAGAGCCACUUCAACACGAAGUGAAGGAACCUUCGUAAGGGCUCGUACUGCCCGGUCACAGGCUCAAAUGAUCAAAGAAGGAGAUGAGCUCAUCCAACGUGUCGCACCGGAACCCACGCAUCGUUUUGCCGUUUACACAUGGAACUACGACGAGCAGGGCAAUUUGAAACAGACACCGCACAUCACAAAAGAAGAGCUAGAGGCGUGGAGGAAACUCGAUCCGAAAUGGAAGAUUCGCCCCAUUGACCCUGCAGGCAUGCCGCCGCCAAUGAAGAAGAAGCUCAAGGUGAGCCAUGAUGGACAGCUCAUGCCGGGAUUCGACGACUACACGGUAGAUGAGCGGAGGGAGGCGCUCAAGGCGACGGCGCCCGGUGCUUCUGCCAUGAAAGACGUCCUAUGGAGAAUUGACCGGCGGGAGCGCGAGCGACUGGCGAUAGAGUUGCAACAAUCUGAAGCCAAGGUGGAGGUCUUGCAGCACCGUCUCGCUGCCGAAGAGAUCAAAAAAGAGAAGGGAAAAAAGGAGACGAUGGCCUUGCAGAUGGACGAUGGGAUUGCCCAGAAAACAGGAGGGACGAACGUGUUGGAGUUGAGACAGAAGAAGAGAAAACUAUCGACUUGA